Molecule: messenger RNA, 392 nt
Organism: Umbelopsis ramanniana AG
Lineage: Eukaryota; Fungi; Mucoromycota; Umbelopsidomycetes; Umbelopsidales; Umbelopsidaceae
Exons: 1
Coding region: 94-366 (90 amino acids)
Source: RefSeq, a predicted model, not a curated record
CACGAUUCGACCGCUUCAGCCAAUUCAGAGAGGUUGUCUGAAAAUCAUACACCUGCUUCGGUGGAUGUAUGAUCCCUCAACUGAUGCCAUCCCAUGCCAUUUAAUUCAUCUAUUCUUGUUUUCAAUUCUCCGCUCAUCUCACGCCAAAUCCAAUUCCUUCUCUUUCUUUUUUGCAUGAGCAGUAUCGUCACUGUACAUUUGUCGUCUGUUUUCUUUUUCAUUCAUCAUACAUGUGUGUUGAUGAUUCGUCUGUGUGUAUUUUCAUUUAAAAAUCUAUAUCUUAUUUCUCCCCAACAGAAAUCCGUUAAUACAUUUUGUCGCUGGCUACAAGUAGUGGAGUGUAGAAAUGCGCUAAGCGACAAAUAAGAAUAAUUGUUAAGAAAUAGUGAUUA